This is a messenger RNA of Suillus subalutaceus, 396 nucleotides long. RefSeq lists its product as uncharacterized. The record is from RefSeq and is a predicted model, not a curated record. Bases 1 to 396 code for a protein of 131 amino acids. Lineage: Eukaryota; Fungi; Basidiomycota; Agaricomycetes; Boletales; Suillaceae. The transcript is spliced from 2 exons.
AUGAUUACCUCCCUGCUGAAAAACAAUACCUCAUUACUCAUGGUGUCCCCUGCCUUCGACGAGCAACUUCACUCACUUACACAGAUGCCGAUGAAGAUGCCAAGCGACUUCUCUCCUUCGGAGAUUCUUUGGGCACAGCCGAUGAGGCAAAAUGCCACAGUGGACUCUGCUGCAAACCCAGGCGAGAUCGAUGAUAUCCCAGACUUGGAUGGUGAUGGACUGGCGAGCGUGAUGGCAGAUGUGUCAAUUGUUUCGGAGUCGGGUGCUAUGGUGGGAGAAACACCGGAUCUAGAUGAUAUUCCUGACAUGGAGGAGGAGGGGCUGGAAGACAGUGAGGACAAAGCUACGGCAGCACCGGUUGUGCCCAAUGCAGGUGGCGUCAUUGAUGCAUCAUGA